AUGCCUGGCGCCAAAGAGCUGGAAGCCGCCCGGCGCGUGGCGACCCUCACCUUGGCGGAGCUCGAUAUCUCCUCUUCGACGUCCCCUCCUUGCUCCAACCUCCCGGCGCUCCUUCGCUGCUGCCUCCAGUUGCUGCCUCUUCUCAACGCCGGCGAUCCAAGCCUAGCGGCUCGAUGCUGCCACGGCCUCCUCGCCUCCCUUCGCGCCAUCCUCUCUCGGGAUCCCUCGCCAUCCCUCCUCCCUGCAAUCGAGGUUUUCGCUGAGAGUGUUGUUGCUAGUGGCCAAUUGAGGAGCUGCUUGGUAGCAGCCACCUAUGCUGCACCGGAAGGAUCAAGGAUGUUCACUGAGGCCCUGCCAUACGAGGAUGAGCACAUCAUGCUUGAACUUGUGUGCCGCCACUUAAUUUCAUCAUUACUGGAUGAGGGGGCAUUUGAGGUGUUUGUGAGUGCACUUUCUUGGUCGGGGAAGGCAUUGCAGCAGACACCAGAAAUCAGCUUUCAGGGGGCUUUAGCGCUGGUUCAAAGGACCUGGUUCUUCUCGUUGCCAGCUGUUGUACAAGCACAUCUCUUACUGCUCAUGUCUAGAUGCACCAGUGAUCAAAAUCUUAACUCGCAUAUGCUAGCAUUUCAGUAUGCCAUGAAACUUUAUGUCAGAUAUUUACCGGCAUUGUGUGUUUUCAACAGAACUGGUGGUGCAGAAGCCCCACUGAAUUAUUUGGGCAUGAAAAGACCUUUUUAUAGUUGUAUCAAAGAUACCACUGAGCAGAAACUCAGAAGUCAGAUCGAUCGGCUGCUUUCGUUUUGUGAAUUGCACUCUGGUGAUGAUCUUCCCAUCGGCGUGAGUGAUAUUGGUCGCGUAAUUGAAGAGAACCAGCAUAUGUUUCAUGAAAAGUUCAGGCAACAAUGUACUGUGGUUGUGAAGGCCAUAUUGUCUAGUAUCCUAUGCUGUGCAAAGCAAAAGGAGGUGCUUGAACCCGAUGCUGAAGUAUCUGAUGAGAUUAUUUGCCUUGCUGCAGCACUUAGGGUAAUGGGCUCCUCAAUGCAACACAUCCUGCACCAUUUCAGCCAAAUGAGGUCGGCCACUGACAAGAAACAUAACAAGGAGUACAAGAUUAUAUAUGAAAUUAUCAGUUUGCUUGGGCAAUAUGAAACAAAUGAGCUUCAUAGAUAUGACCUGGCUAUUACUGGGAAGUCUGUGGACAGUGAAAGUGCCUCAAUGCUAAUGUUGACUCAUUUUGCUAGUUUAUCAACUUCUUGUUUAAGGAAGCUUGGCUUCCUGUGGAAAGGUUGUAUUAUCAUGAUGAUGAUGGCCACAAAUCUUAUUGCUGAAGAGCAAAGUUUGAGUACAUUUGAUCUCCCUAUGGAUGUCUCAAAAGAAUCUGCAGUUUUAUGCAAUACCAAAGUGGGGAUCUCAGAGGUUUCUGCUCGGACUAAAGAGAUAAUAUUACGGUAUAAAAGCAUGCAUAGAUUUCGUGGUAAAGGCAGGCACUUUUAUGCUGAUGGAAUCAGUCUCGGCACCCCUGAGGAAUGUAAUUCCAGAGUUGGAAAGGCUAAUGGUCAAAGGUUUUUUGAGUGUCAUCCUGAAUACUCACGAAACUCGUGGGCUGAUAUACUGGAUUGCGUUGAAUGUGAAGAAGGAAAAGAUUAUUCAAAUGCCUUGAAGCAACAUCAAAAGUUUAAGAUGUUUAAAUAUGGGAAAUGGCUCAACCAGAGACAAUCUAAACGGCAAUCUACCAUGGAUAUGUUGGGACUGAAGUCAAGGAGAAGGAGCUAG
Messenger RNA from Miscanthus lutarioriparius, 1773 nucleotides. The record is from the annotation of a GenBank genome assembly. NCBI's taxonomy places the organism in Eukaryota, Viridiplantae, Streptophyta, Magnoliopsida, Poales, Poaceae.